This is a messenger RNA of Kwoniella mangroviensis CBS 8507, 1875 nucleotides long. RefSeq lists its product as uncharacterized. The transcript is spliced from 5 exons. Bases 1 to 1875 code for a protein of 624 amino acids. Lineage: Eukaryota; Fungi; Basidiomycota; Tremellomycetes; Tremellales; Cryptococcaceae. The record is from RefSeq and is a predicted model, not a curated record.
AUGUCCAAACCCUCUUCGAAUCGAUCAUCCGUAUCGUCUUCUCCAACACGUACCAGCCCAGCCGAAGAGACCACAACCCUCUUGCCACCUACCUCCCAACACCCUCAUGCGCACCCUCAUACACCCGCUCAUCCACAUGCAAGGAAGACUUCGAUCAGCACAAGAAGCGUCAGUGGGAGAAGCGUAGCGGGGAGUGUGAGGAACUACGGUGCUGUCGCUGGACGUCCUGGUCCCGUUGAACAAGUGCCCAGAGUCAGUAAACUCGGUCAGAGGAGAAUCCUCACGACAUUCCCAUUACAAGCUACAUUCUUCAUCCUCACUUUACUCACUUUUGCAAGUUUCGUCUUAUCCCUUAUAUUAUUAUCGAACGCGGUAUUGGAUUUCAGCGUCAAGUUCUUACCUUAUAGAGGAUCUGGUUUUGCCGAAUUUUGGAUUUCUCUCAUCGGUUCAUGGAUCGGUCUAGGAGGUGUCCUAUUCUUCUCUCAUCCUUCUUACUUAUUCUUCCUCACGACACUCAUAACCCUCAUCCUUCAUAUACCCAUCUUAUUCCUCGCAUUGCUUUCACCAAGUCUCAAAAGAUCUCACGCGCCCCUCAUCCUGGUUCCGCUCCUCCUCACUGGAUCGACCUUGAUAUUCACAUUGUUAUCGAAUUUCCUAGUGAGACGGGCUAAGAAGCAGGAAUCUCUGAGGAUAAGUAGAAUGUUGACUGAGGCGGCAGGUAGAGAACGAGCAAGUGAAGAAGGCACUGCGAGAGCUUUGGUAGGUGUACAGAGGAAAGGGUUCUGGGGGAGGAUACUGGGUUUCUUCGGUGGUGUGUUUGGGUUGAUAGCUGGUCUGGCUGGAUUGGUUUUGGUAUCGCUAUUACUCAUCGACUUAUCCAUCUCGGCAUAUGACGGUACAUUACCACUACCAUCCCCUUCCUCCCAAUUGGUGAAAGUACAACCUGCAUCCUCGCAAUGGCCAAUCAACAUUCAUCUAGCAUGUACAUCAUCGAACUCCUCUUUGCCUACCAUCGUAUAUACCUCAUCCUCUGGUGUACCUGGUUCAUUGGCAUUACUGCCAUCGCCCUUACCACCCGCUAACGAAGGUUCCGAAAAUCCCGGGAGAUGGCUAUUCGAUCUGCAAGAACAAGGUAAAGUAGGAAGAGUAUGCACGUGGGACCGACCAGGAUACGGUUUCUCAGACGUCCUUUCCAAUGCGGAUCUGGGAGGGAUCGCAGAUUCCUUAUGGGAAGCAUUGAGCAAUGCCGGUAUGGUUAGGGAAAGUAAGAAGGAGGGAUUGAUCAUGGUCGGUGAAGGAUAUGGAGGCCUUGUCUCGAGAGUAUUCGCUUCACGACAUCCUUCAUCUAUCCAUUCAUUCCUUCACCUAGACGCACAAACAGCAUCUACCUAUUUCCACGACCCGUCCACCACCCAAUUCCUAUCCCGUCUAUCCUCUCGAUUAUUCCCAUCACUUCUUACACCCCUGUCGCUCAACAGACUUCCUUCGGUUUUAUUGAGAAGAUCAACGUCGUUAUCUAGGAUAUUAGCUUCUUCUCGUCCUACCCCUUCUACAGUGAGACUUAAUGAGAAAUUGAGGAAAUCUAGGUUACAAGAGACAAUCGGAUCUCAAUCAAGGACUUCAGCAAGUUUCAGAGUACUGUUGGAAUCGGGAUAUAAAUAUCCUUCGACGAAACCUGCCAUUGUACUUAGUAGUGACAGGCGGAUGAAAGAUGAUGAGAGUUGGGCAGAAGGUCAGAGGGUUUUGGCGGAAGAGGUCACUUCUGAUGAUGGAUUGGUAGAUUGGAUUAAAGUCGAUAAGGUGGAUCACUUCGUUUGUGAGAAUGAUGGAAGGCAAUUCUGUGAGGAUUCGAUAGUAAAAUUAUUGAAGCAGUAG